This is a messenger RNA of Hydractinia symbiolongicarpus, 4468 nucleotides long. Its product is annotated as golgin subfamily A member 6-like protein 25. The transcript has 3 exons. Lineage: Eukaryota; Metazoa; Cnidaria; Hydrozoa; Anthoathecata; Hydractiniidae. The record is from RefSeq and is a predicted model, not a curated record. The coding region runs from base 762 to 3512 and encodes 916 amino acids.
AAACCAAUGGUGACGACCAAUGACGAAAUCGUGGCGUGUGGCCUUGUGGUUAUGAAUUCGCUUUACAAUCACAAGGUCGGUGGUUCGGUCAACAGCGCGGGCAUGCCAUGUGAGGGAAAUUGGGUAGGUACUGACGGUGUAUACUUAAUGUAUACAUCCGAACACAGGACCCACAUUAAUAACAGUGUUUCAAACACUGAGGUGGCUAUAUCCUGUAUAAAUAUUCGUAACAAUAAUAAUAAUACUAAUAAUCUCUGUGAUCAAAAAUAGAUCCCCGUUGCGUGGUCACUAUAUUGUUCCAUACACUUUUAUAAUCAAUUUGUGGCAUGUAGUUCAAACCUCCUGGCAAAAAAAUUGCCUGGCAAAGCUUUUAAACUGAAACAGGUUAAACGAAUUUUUAAAUAAACGAACUCAAACCCAAUUCGUUCAUAGGUUGUUAUGAAAUUCAUUCAAAAAAAGUCUAGGUAUGAUAUUGUUGUUAGAUAAGAUGCCUAUGUUUGUUUUUGCUUAGUAACCACGUGAUCUUUUUACAGUAUUUUAAUUGGUUUCGUUAGUUCGACAUUCGGCAUGGUUAGUUUUAUGGUUAUUGAAGUGUGAAGGUGGCGAUAAAAAAUAUACCGAAUAAACAUACUAAAAACAGGAAGAUAAAACAACACUAAAAAUUUCUCGAUAUUUAUAUAAAAUUGAAAUAUUUAAUUUAAUUUUGAGCUCACCUAAAAUGCAGCGUGAAUGAGUUUGUUGUUUUUUGUAUUCGUGCGAAGAUGCAGCUGAAGUGGAUAUUUUUGUUUUACUUGGGAGUAACGGUAACUUAUUAUUGUGAUGGCAAGUCAUCCAAAACGAGCACGAGCAAACGUGUAAACAAAGCGAGGAUAAACAAUAAAAAUGGCAAACGCUGGAUGGCGGGUGGUGCGUUCACGCAACAGUUUAUGAGCAGCGAGCCAGAACAAAACUACGGAGCUCAGUUCUCGCCUGAAAACGCAUUCGCUCCCUCAGCUGAAGCUCAGCCUUUUUCCUAUGGAGGUGGUGGAGGGAAUUAUAAAGAGCCUACUUUUCAAGGUAUGGAAGAGCUGAAGAUACCUAAGUCAGCGUAUGGAACACCAGAAGCUAGCUACGCUCAAGAUCUAGCUACUUACUUGAAGCCAGGAAUAGGUGACUACCCGUCUGACAUGCCGGCUGGGAUGAAAGAUUUUGAAGCUGGUAAUGGUAUUCAAAGUAAUGGCGCUCAAGGUAAUGGUAUUGGACUACCUAUUGGUUCUCGUUUCAAGGGAAAAAACUUAAGUCCCGUAGCCAAACUUGUACAGACGGCGUUAGAAGACGCCUCAAUCAGUUCUGGUGCCAUGACGAAACCAAGUAACGCUGAAUCGCCGAACGUGGCGUCAGAAUCCGCGUCAAUUCUGUCAGAUGCUAUGAACACUGAUGAAGUUUCCCCAGCCAAGGUAUUAGAUGCACCCACUCUUCCCAGCAUAUCUGCUGCUAUGUCAACCAAGGACAAUGAUAAAACUGAAAAAGAUGCAGCUAAAGUACAUGGUAGUAAGGACAAGAAGAAGGAGAGUGACGAUGGAGCUGUAGAAGUAACGUCUAGUAAAGUUGUCGGCGACAAAGACAGUUCUGAUCAUGGAAAAAACAGUGAAGAUUCGAGCAGUGGUAAGACAGCUGGCAAUGCUCACUCAUCCAAACAAAAUCACGAGACUUUGAAAACAAGUAAACACAAGACUGAGACAGGUGCCCGAAGACAAAAUUGGGAUGGUUUCAUUGACACCGGGAAUAACCACAUUGAACCGGUUGGUUUACCCUCUAUAAAGCCGCUAAAUAUCUUCACCGAUACAGACGAAAAGAGCGGAGAAACAGUAAGCACCGGAUCAUCAUCAAAAGAAAGCACCGGAUCCGUGUCAACAGAAAGUACCGGAUCCGCGUCAACGGAAAACUCCGAAUCAGCGUCAACAGAAAGCAUCGCUUCAGAUUCUGAUAAUGCAGUAACGUCAAGCAAUGUAAAAGCAAAGCUGGUGUCUUCCCUACGAGCAGCGUUACUAAAGAACGUUCAAGAAUUAAUGAAUACAGAAAGUGAAGGUGAUGAACAGGAUGAUUCGUCAACAAAAACUGCUGUGUCGUCAACCAAUGAAGGCCAGCAAGAGAAAGAAGAAAGCUCCGGCGAGCAGAAAGAAAAUCAAGCUGCCGAUGAUGCAAAAGCGACAGACCUUCUGGAAGAAAAUCUCAUGAAAAUUGAUAAGAAAAAACUCGCUCAUCUAUUAGCAUCAUUAAUAAAGAAAAGUAGAGAUGACGCUAAUGAUGAUGACGACUCAAAAGGAAAGGGUAAACAAAAAGGAAAGAUGUUCCAGCAAGGUUCGGAGAACCCAUUGUUUGGUAAAAUAAAACAUCAGCAAAAGGGAACAAAGUACGGGUUUGAUCCCUAUGCUCAAAUCGGUUUAUCGGAUCCAUUGAAUGGUGAUUCGAAGGAAGAGACGCAUAAUGGCCGACACAACGUUCACGAUAGCCAUGAAAAGACUGAGGAGGGUAAAGAAGAGCAGACGGGGAAAGAUUCUUCUAAAGAGGAAGAUUCAAAAAAGGAAGAGAAAGAAGAACAAAAGGAAAAAGAAGAACAGAAAGAGAAAGAAGUGCAAAAGGAAAGAGAGGAAGCAAAGGAAAAAGUGAAAGAGAAGGAAGAAGAAAAAGAAAAAGAAUCCGCUAAGUCUGAAGAUGAAAAGAAUGAGAAAGAAAAUAGCAAAGCAAAGGAGGAUGGAAAAGAGAAGGAGAGUGAAAAAGUAAAAGAAAAAGAAGACAAAACUGAAAACGAAAAUAGUAAAGCUAAAGAAGACGAAAAAGAAAAUUCCAAGCAAGAAAAAGCUGGUGAAAAAGAAAAACAAGACGCCAAGCAAGAAGAAGAAAACGUUGAAGCUGAAGUAGAAAAAGAGAGACAAGAAUUAAAGAAGUUAAAAGAAGAAGAAAAAGCAGAGAAAGAAAAAGAGUCAGAGUUGAAAGCUUCAAAUGCAGAAUUGGAAGAAAAACAAAAACAACAACAAGACGACAAGGAGGAGAAAGAAGAUGAAAAACCUGUCAAAGUCCAACAUGGUCAGUAUGUUCAUUUAGUAUCCCCUGAUCUGUUGACAGCUAUCUCUGAAAAUCUAAAGAAUGGAAAGGGGUUAUCAACGGAAGCAGGCGAUAAGGCUGAGGAUCAAGCUACUGAAGGAGGUUCCAACAUAGAGAAAGAAAAUUCAAAAGAAAAAGAAAAUUCGAACGAAAAGGAAAACACAAAAGAAAAGGAAAACUCUAAAGAUGAGCAAAAUGAAGAUGGUCCAAGCAUUCAGUCCAUAAUUGACAACAUGAAAGCAAAGUUACUAAAAGCUGGCAAAAAUGCAAGCAAAUCCAAAAGUUCAAAACACAAAAAGGGGAUGUUUAAUGACGCCUACGCACAGAUAGGUUCCAUGGAUCCAAAUAUCAAAAGAAGAGGUCGAGAAAAGAAACACCAUGUUAGACAUGCGCAUAACAAACCUGCUUAUAAAAAAUCGAUAGUGUAGACAGAACGUUACCAAUGACAACAGAGACAAUCAAAACAAACAUGGUAGGCAUGUCGCGAGAGAAUGUCUUUCAAUUUAAACGACUUGUGACAGCCAUUAGAAGCGGAAGUUUUACUACUUUGCUUGAAAAAAACUUACUGUCAGGGUUGAUUUAGCACGUAGCGCUUUAGGGGCGGAAAUGUUAUGAUUCUUGUUAUACACUGGUACGAAAUCAUGCAGAGCUGAAAGGGUUAAAUUUCUUUUGUUACGUUACAGAUAAAUAGUUUUACCAACUCCUUUAGUACCCAUAAAACUAUAAGGGGAUGUUUACUCUUUGAGUUUUACCUAUUCAAGCGUGUCGACGUACGCAAAAAGUUUCAAUAAUAUAUCUUGUCAAAUAAUACUGAUUCUGUGAUAUUCUGUUUGAUAAUUUCAGAGCACAUUAACCACUUAUAAAAAUACUUUUUAGGUUUUUCUAAUCAAAGCGGGCGUAACAAAGGGUGGGCGUGUUUAUGGGGAAAAAUUGGGCGUAGUUUCUUAAAGCCCUUUAUUUAAACGUAGUCAAAGGACCAAGAGAGUAUUUAAAUUUCUCAAAAUAAUUUUAUCUAAUGUUCGAUUUUUCUAACGACUUUUACUUUCAGGAAUGAAUGGAAAAGAAAAGCAGGUCGUCGUUCAAAUAUCAAAGUUUUACUAGAAAACAAAUUAUCCGCGAAAACUUCAUCCCCAUAAACCAUAACAUGUUUUUGUAAAUAUCAACCAGAAAGUAAUAUUUAUAAAGAUAGAAUUAUUUUUCUAACAAUAAAUAGUAUGUUUACUUUUUAUAUCGAUUGUUAUUUUUAUCCUCAGCUCUCUAAUAAUGCUAUUUUUUUGUCUCUGUGAGCCAAAAUGGUAUAUUCAUCUCUUUAUAUGGCACACUUUCGAGUUUUUCUUUAUCUCGAGUAAAUGCUAAAUGGCUAAAUUAGAUCCACCAAGCAAAA